CUUCUGCAAACCCAGCAUCUAUCCGGUUAAACUUGUCCAUUGUGCCGCAGAAUCCUGCAUCGGUCAUCGUAUUGUUUCCAUGCAGUCUCUGUAGCAUCUGAUGUUUUCGUGCCUUACUGCAUUCCGAUUGUGACCGGUUUUGCUUCUUUUCUUCUGAAUUCUUCCUCAUCACGCUCGUUCGCCAUCCUCAGUCGUCGUAUUCAACAACCACCCGUUGAUCCCUCCUCAUUCUCCCGACAAUGCCGUAUAUUUCCUCCCCCGAUGGCGGGUCAGUGAGCCCGAUCUCGCAGCUUCCGACCAGUGCACCCUCUUCUCCGCCUCCGCAGUCCCCUACGCGCCCAGCCAAGGACGCGUCCAAGAUGAGCUACACCAAGAUGAGGGAGGAGCAGGUGCUCGCCGCCGAAGAGGAGAAGGCGCGCAAAGAAAACCUCAAAGCCGAGGAGAGGCGCAGGAAGAAAUGGAAGAAGCGGGUGCUCAGCAAGGAGGAGCGCGAAGCCAAGGCCAAAGAUCUAGACCGCCUCCUCGCCCAGAGCGCGGCAUUCAGCAGCAUUCUGACCAACAAGACGAAGGUCCUGGGUCGCGUCGGCACCAGUCUGGAUGGCAAGGCGCUUGGCGAGCAUGACCUGACCAUGGCGAAGCAGCCCAAGUGCCUCGUCGGCGGCACUAUGCGGGACUACCAGCUCGAGGGCCUUACAUGGAUGUACGAGAUUUGCAUCCAGGGCAUGAGCGGGAUUCUGGCCGACGAAAUGGGAUUGGGUAAAACCGUGCAGACGAUUUCUCUGAUUGCGCUACUUCGAGAACAGGAGAACUACCUCGGCCCCCAUCUCAUCGUCGCCCCGUUGAGCACCCUAUCCAAUUGGCUAGACGAAUUCCACCAAUGGGUUCCCUCGAUACCAGUCGUCAUGUACCACGGGACACCCCAGCAGCGCAAUGAGAUCUUCAAGACCAAGAUCAUGCGUCACAUCCACGGUGGAAGGCCGACGGAGAAGUUUCCCGUUGUUUGCACCAGCUACGAGAUGGUCCUCAAGGACCGCGCCGCCCUUUCCAAGAUCAACUGGGAGUUCAUCAUCAUCGACGAGGGACACCGCAUGAAGAACUUUGACUCAAAGCUGUUCCGCGAACUCAAGUCCUUCACGUCGGCCACCCGUCUCCUCAUCACGGGCACUCCCCUACAGAACAAUCUCAAGGAGCUGUGGUCGCUGCUCAACUUUCUGCUCCCCAAGAUCUUCCGCGAUUGGGAGGCGUUCGAGAGCUGGUUCGACUUCAGCGACUUGGAGGACGAAGAGGGCACUGAAGAGUUCAUCGCUGACAAGACCAAGCAAGAGCUCGUCAAGAAGAUGCAUAUUGUGCUACAACCCCUGCUGCUGCGCAGGGUAAAGGCCGAUGUCGCCAAGUACCUGCCCAAGAAGCGUGAGUACGUCUUGUACGCACCUAUGACCAAGGAGCAGACGGACCUAUACAAUGUCAUCAACGAUAAGAACAUUGAUACGCGAGCGUACUUGGAACACAAGGUUGUCGAGCGUCUGACGGCGGCCACGAACAGCAAGGCAUCGUCGCCGACCCUCAGCCCUCGCUCCACGAGAUCGAGCAGCGUCAAGCGGGAACCAGAGGCAGAGAGCGAAUCGGUGACAACGAGGAGUAAACCGGCCGCCGCGAAGCCGAAGGACGUCAUCCCGCCAGCCAAGAAUGCGUUCAGCCUCAUGAUGGGCAAAGCACGCCCUCAAGGCCGGCCGCCGAAAGCCUCUCCUCCAAAUCAGCAAGCACCUGCGGAGCCAUCUCCGAAACAGACAAGGAGAGCGGCCAAGAGAAAGAGCCCGCCUGAAGCCGAGUCUCCAGCGCCAAAGAGCGCCAAGUCGAGCAGGCAGUCCACCCCGCAAAGCACCCGAGGCCGCUCACGGAAGACCAGGCAGUCGUACAAGGAGGAUGACUCGGACGACGACCUGCUAGAUGACGACGAAUUUGAGGCGAAACUUGCUAAGAAGUUGGCCGACGAAGACGCCGAGGCGGCCGAGGUGGCCGAGGAGGUUCUCGACGAAGAGGAAUUUGAGCGAGCGCACACUCUUGAAAUCGCGAAACGAGAAAUUGCAAACAAGAAGCUGGGAAACCCACUCCUCCAGCUCCGGCUGGUCUGCAACAGUCCGCAUAACUUCUACAACCCUUGGGCGAGUGAUAGCGGGGUGCCAAUUGACGAGAGCAUUGUUACAGCGUCCGGCAAGAUGCUCCUCCUCGACCGCCUCCUUCCCGCCCUUUUCGAGCGCGGCCACAAGGUUCUCAUCUUUUCGCAGUUCAAGACUCAGCUUGACAUUCUCGAAGACUACUGCGCCGAGCUCCGCAAGUGGCGCGUCUGCCGCAUCGACGGCGGAGUCGCGCAAGAGGACCGGCGAGCCCAGAUCCGCGAGUUCAACACGGACCCGGACAUUAAGAUCUUCCUGCUGUCCACCCGCGCGGGUGGGCAGGGCAUCAAUCUCGCCAGCGCCGACACCGUCAUACUCUUUGAUAGCGACUGGAACCCGCAGCAGGACCUGCAGGCGCAGGACAGGGCGCACCGGAUCGGCCAGACGCGGCCCGUCAUUGUGUACCGGCUCGCCACGAAGGGGACGGUGGAGGAGGAGCUGUUGAUGAGCGCGGACGCCAAGCGCAGGCUGGAGAAGCUCGUCAUCAAGAAGGGCGGGUUCAGGACGAUGGGGCAGAAGAUCGAUAUGCGGGAGGACCUAGACCGAGAGACGCUCAAGGCGCUGUUGCUCAAGGACGGGCAGGUGUACAACCUCUCCGGGGGCGAACAGGUGUUGAGCGAUGAAGACUUGAAGGUGCUGUGUGACAGAAGCGACGAGGCCUACGAGAGGGCUGCCGUGGGACAAGGGAACGCGGCCGGGUACACGGUGAUUGAGACGGGGGCGCACGGGAUCCGGACGGCCGGGGCCGCAUAAUGGGGGCUUACGUGGAUGACCCGCUCACUCA
Messenger RNA from Thermothelomyces thermophilus ATCC 42464, 2958 nucleotides. RefSeq lists its product as uncharacterized. The coding region runs from base 240 to 2927 and encodes 895 amino acids. Lineage: Eukaryota; Fungi; Ascomycota; Sordariomycetes; Sordariales; Chaetomiaceae. The transcript is spliced from 3 exons. Gene Ontology annotation, molecular function: DNA binding; ATP binding; ATP-dependent chromatin remodeler activity. The record is from RefSeq and is a predicted model, not a curated record. Gene Ontology annotation, cellular component: nucleus.